This is a messenger RNA of Bipolaris oryzae ATCC 44560, 831 nucleotides long. RefSeq lists its product as uncharacterized. Gene Ontology annotation, cellular component: endoplasmic reticulum; lipid droplet. The record is from RefSeq and is a predicted model, not a curated record. Bases 1 to 831 code for a protein of 276 amino acids. The transcript is spliced from 7 exons. Lineage: Eukaryota; Fungi; Ascomycota; Dothideomycetes; Pleosporales; Pleosporaceae. Gene Ontology annotation, molecular function: triacylglycerol lipase activity; acylglycerone-phosphate reductase (NADP+) activity. Gene Ontology annotation, biological process: phosphatidic acid biosynthetic process; triglyceride catabolic process.
AUGGCGACCCGUCAAAAAACAGUCUUAAUCACAGGCUGCACCCCCGGCGGUAUCGGCCACGAACUUGCCUUAGAAUUCCUCCGCCGCGGCUUCCAAGUUUUCGGCACCGUACGCUCCGAAGAAGCCAAAAAGACGCUGCUGAGCGAGGGCGUCAUAGCAGUCACCCUUGAAGUCACGUCGGAUGCGAGCAUUCAGGCGCUGCAUGAUGAGAUUUGUGAGCGUGUUGGCGGAAAGCUUGAUGUUUUGGUUAACAAUGUCGGCAUAAGCCACACAGUCCCUGUGCUGGACCUAAAAAUCGAAGACAUGCGCAGGGUUUUCGAAAUCAACGUGUUUAGUUGUAUUCGCUUGGUGCAGGCGUUUGCUCCACUUCUUAUUGAAGCGAAAGGAAAGAUUGCGAACAUAGGGUCUGUGGCUGGUAUUGUGCCGUAUGUAUUCGGUGGAUGCUACAAUGCGUCCAAAGCAGCACUACAUUCCUAUACAGAUGCGCUGAGGUUAGAGAUGGCGCCGUUCGGUGUUCAGGUUGUCCUGGUUGUCACAGCUGGUGUGAAGAGUAGGAUAUCCGAUGUUAAGAAGCGGCUUCCACCGAAUUCGCUGUACAUGCCCAUAGAGGAAGACUAUUUGUUCCGUCAAGGAAACUCUCAGCGAACGGCAAUGCCGACGGAAACCUACGCACGGAAAGUCGUGAGCGACCUUCUCGAACCAACCUCCAAAGCCUGGCUAUGGCGUGGACAUCAAUCAAGUCUGGUCAAAUGGCUUUCAUGGCUUCUUCCCCGCGGCUUCUGGGAUCUUUACUUUUCCAGAAAAUUCGGGCUUGGGAAGUUACGUUCAUAG